UUCAACAUAGGAAAUCACCUUUCUGAUGAUAUAUACCAUGACUUGGUAACGAUAUAGGGUUUCCACUCCACUUCAUUGGUUUCAUUAGUAGUAUCGAUUCUCACUUUUCUUAGGUAUCUACUAACGGUCUGAUCUAACAUUUUAUAAUAGUAUUCAAGUUAGUUCUGUUGAGGGCAGUUCUUGAAAAGUGACGAAUAAGUGGCAAUUUAUUGUUUUGGAAUGAUAAGACGAAACGUCAGACAAAAUGACUGAAUCUGACGAAAGAACAAGACUUCUGGCGAAUGAGAGUAGACCCCAAUACGUCUUCAAUUCGAGCAUUGCAAGGGAAAGGAGGAAGAAGAUUAAGAAGUUUCAAUGUUUAUUAUGCGGUGCAUUCCUUUGUUUCGUGAUACUUGCUCUAAUUAUGAGCAUAAUUUUCUCAAUAACAACGGACUUCGAUGAUGGACCAAUUUCAAAUAGUUCUUUCACGAAUGAAACAGCUCCUGUGGACAUGCUAAAUGUUCUACUUGCCAAAAAUUGGCCGUUAGAUGACAGAAAAUUGGACAACAUCACCUCGCAAAACUUUGAAGUGUGGGACGCUGCGUUGCUUUUCGGAAAAGAAUCUCUCGUCAGAAAGGACGAUUUGGAAAAGGAUGUUCCUUCCUUACCAGUGGAUAGUCCAAGUUACAGGCAUCAAACUGUUACUUCAACUUCUAAAAGAGCUAUUGAGCUUUCCAGAGUAGGAUACAUCCAAGAAUGUGGACUCCAGUAUAUGCACAGGAAUGAAAGUAGGAAGAACAUAACAAAGAUUUGCACCAAUGAAACCAACUCACUUCUGGACCAAUUUUGUGAUCUUCCUGCUCUUCCUUGCAACGAAUACAAAAAGUAUAGAAGUUUCGACGGUUCCUGCAAUAAUUUGAAGAAUGCUGUUUCGUACGGAACGGCUUUCAGGCCAUUCCGCAGAGUGAUUCCACCAAAUUAUGAAGAUGGAAUUAGCAAACCACGAGUAUCCAAGUCAGGGAAACCUCUUCCUUCUGCAAGAACUGUCAGCUUGAUAGUUCAUCGGCCAUACUAUCGCGACGAUUACAAGUUUUCCGUCAUGUUGGCCGUGUGGGGUCAAUUUUUAGACCACGAUAUAACAGCAACGGCAUUGAGCAAAGGAGCAGACGGCAAAAGCAUUUCCUGUUGCAUUAACAUGACUGUUAUCCAUCCUGAAUGCUUUCCUGUCCUUAUAGAUGAAAACGAUCCACUAAGGGCAGAGAAUGUGACUUGUAUGGAGUUUGUUAGAUCAGCACCUUCUCCAACAUGCUGCCUUGGACCAAGAGAGCAGAUGAACCAAGUUACAGCUUUCAUAGAUGGCUCCGUUAUUUACGGCGUGGAAAAAUCAUUAGUCGAAGAAUUGAGAACAAUGAGUGGUGGUCUAUUGAAAAUGUACGUUACCAAAGAUAACAGAACGCUUCUUCCUCUGUCCACUAAUAUGGACGAUGGAUGUAACAGGAUAGAAGCCAAAGAAAAAGGAGAGUACUGUUUCGAAGCCGGAGAUGCGAGAUCGAACGAAAAUCUACAUUUGACAAGUAUGCAUACAAUAUGGGCCCGUCAUCAUAACCGAAUUGCCGAAAAUCUUUCACGAAUAAACCCAGACUGGGAUGAUGAACAGCUUUUUCAAGAGAGUAGAAAGAUUGUGGGUGCUGAAAUGCAACACAUAACUUACAAGGAAUUCCUCCCUAUCAUAUUGGGUCCCAAGCUUAUGACUGAACUGGACUUAUGGCCCCAGAAAGUAGGUCAUUUCCACAAAUACAACGACACUAUUGAUGCUUCAAUAGCCAAUCACUUCGCUGCUGCAGCAUUCAGGUUUGCACAUACAAUUAUACCGGGCCUUAUGAAAUUAUUAGCGAGUGAUAAGUCUAGCCCAGAAUUCAUUCAGAUGCAUAAAAUGCUGUUCAAUCCUUUCGAAUUGUAUAAACCUGGUGGAAUGGAUAAGGCAAUCAGGGGUGCAAUCAACACUAACAUCGAAGCAAAUGAUCCAUAUUUCACCAAUGAGCUGAAGCAGCAUCUAUUCGAAAGAAACGACAAGAAGAACGAUUCCAAACCAAAGAAAUACGGUUUAGAUUUGGUUUCUUUGAAUAUACAAAGAGGAAGAGAUCACGGAUUACCAGGUUACGUGGAAUGGAGACAACAUUGUGGCUUCAAUAAAACAGAAACCUUCGAGGACCUGUCAGAUUACAUGGAUCCUGAUUCCUUGAGAAAUAUUCAGUCCCUCUAUAGAGAAGUAGCCGAUAUAGAUCUUUAUACAGGAGCACUGAGCGAGAAACCAAUAGAAGACAGCAUACUAGGGCCAACCCUCACUUGCCUUAUUUUGGACCAAUUCGUAAGACUCAAAUAUGGCGACCGAUACUGGUACGAAAAUCCAGACGAAUACACAGGAUUCACCACUCAACAGUUGGAUGAAAUUCGUAAAAUAAGUUUGGCUAAAAUCAUCUGUGAAAAUUCCGACAAUGUGACACAGACACAGCCCCUGGUCAUGGAAAGAAUAAAAGAAGGCAACGAAAUUAUGCCUUGCGAAGAUAUACCCGGGGUAAACCUGAAAUUCUGGAGUCAGCAAAUGAAGAGAGUCCCCAUUGGUGAUGAAACGAUACAAGUCAGAACGCCAAUUUCGGCUUGAAUACGUUAUUUAUUCUACAUAAGUUAGGAGGUUCGAUUGGGGAUCCUAUGAUACGUUUUCAAUUUAGAGAAAACUAUGGGAUUUUUAUAUUACUAGGUAUAUAAGGUUAAUGUAUGCCACAUUUAUUCAGUAUACGACUCAGUAUUUCCAUACAGAUAUAAUUUUUUUAUUGUUUAUUUAUAUAUUGACUGUCUCAAAGGGUUGAUUAGAGCAAUUUAAACCGCAAACUCAAUUCGAGGUGCUCGAGUAUAUAAAUUUCGAAAUUUCUUUCUUUAACCGUGGUGGAAUGCACGCAAACGAUCGUUCGAACUCGUCACCUUCCGCUGAGAGCAGGUGCGCAUCGGUGGGAACGCUGGUGAAGAGAUGUGAAUACCGGCUUCGGCAUCAUUUCAACAAAGUUAUUUAAUCCAGACUUAUUAGGUAUUCUUUUCAAUCUGGUUAUGUUAUGAUCGUGUACUAUCAACAAAUAGGAUCGUGAUGAUCUGACACUGAUGAAUAAUUCGUAAUCCGGGAUGGACCAGCUGUAUAGUUAGGUUUGAAGAGGUUCACCGUUGGGAUAAUAAAUUAUUGGCUGGCUUGUGGUACAAUCACAAUCUUUGUGAGAGGUACCAGCGAUUUCAAAUAUAAGUAUGAAGAUGAAA
Coccinella septempunctata (seven-spotted ladybird) is the source of this 3282-nucleotide messenger RNA. It is a transcript of the gene cd, whose product is annotated as lactoperoxidase. The record is from RefSeq and is a predicted model, not a curated record. Gene Ontology annotation, biological process: response to oxidative stress. Gene Ontology annotation, molecular function: heme binding; peroxidase activity. Lineage: Eukaryota; Metazoa; Arthropoda; Insecta; Coleoptera; Coccinellidae. The transcript is spliced from 9 exons. Bases 245 to 2641 code for a protein of 798 amino acids.